Molecule: messenger RNA, 2465 nt
Organism: Mesocricetus auratus (golden hamster)
Lineage: Eukaryota; Metazoa; Chordata; Mammalia; Rodentia; Cricetidae
Gene: Hes2
Product: hes family bHLH transcription factor 2
Exons: 4
Coding region: 728-1201 (157 amino acids)
Biological process (GO): anterior/posterior pattern specification; regulation of transcription by RNA polymerase II; regulation of neurogenesis
Cellular component (GO): nucleus
Molecular function (GO): RNA polymerase II cis-regulatory region sequence-specific DNA binding; protein dimerization activity; DNA-binding transcription factor activity, RNA polymerase II-specific
Source: RefSeq, a predicted model, not a curated record
GAAUCCAGAUCCCAGAGCCCGUUGAAUUGAAAAUGGACUCUGGGGACCCUGAGUUGCCUCUUCCUGGGGAGUGGGGCUCAGGUCUCCUUUUCAUAACCUAGGGCCGGGGAACCAGGUGGCUUUUAAGUCAGUGCCCUAAAUUCUACGAAGUGCUUAGACCCCAGUCCUGGUUUUGGGCCAGGCCGGAAAAAGAUUGGACCUUGGUUAGGACUGCGUCUCCACGUCCAGCUCGGGGCGGUUGGUGGAGCAACUCUGUCUUUUCAACCCUUGUUGGAUCUCCCUGAACUCCGCGGCUCCGGAGCUCUGCAGCCGCUAGAGGCCUUGCCCGGUGGGCGUGAAUGAAGCCACCGGAGUCAAGGCCAGGCCCCACCCAUCCUUCCUGGCCAGGGGCUCAGCGCCCGCACGUCGCGCGACCCCACCACAGAUGGGACUUUGAGGCCAGAGUGACAUCUCAGGGGGACGACACUGACUCGUCCUCUCCAGCCCCACCCUGUGCUGGGACAAAGGCGGGCGGUGGGAGUGGCGGCUGGCCAGGCUCCGUGGGGCGGGGCGGAGCGGGGACACAGCCCCCUUAAAGGCCUGCAGCUAGCUGGGCGCGCACUUCUUUGGCGCGAGUUUGGGCUAGGCUUUGAACUCGGUUUCCGGCUUCGUUCUUUGCUCUGACUUGCAGCAAGAUCCUCCACCCCGAGGUACCGGACCCUGCGAGCUCUUCGCUUUCCCUUGGAGCAUGAGACUGCCUAGGACAGUAGGGGACGCGGCGGAGCUGCGCAAGACCCUGAAACCACUGCUGGAGAAGCGCCGGCGCGCACGCAUCAACGAGAGCCUGAGCCAGCUAAAGGGGCUGGUAUUGCCGUUGCUGGGCGCGGAGACUUCCCGCUACUCGAAGCUGGAGAAGGCGGACAUCCUGGAAAUGACCGUGCGCUUCCUUCAGGAGCAGCCUGUGUCCCCCUACCCCAUUGCAGCGCCGGAACCCUGGGAUAGCUACCUCGAGGGUUACAGAGCCUGUCUGGCGCGCUUGGCGCGCGUGCUGCCGGCCUGCAGCGUCCUGGAGCCCGCCGUGAGCGCGCGCCUGCUCCAGCACCUGCGGCAGAGGACUGUCAGUGGUGGCCCACCCUCCCAGACGCCACCACCCGCCCCUGCUCCAGCGCCCUCUCCGCAGGCGCCUCCUCCGGGCAGCCCUGGCCUCUGGCGGCCCUGGUAGGCUCCUGGAUGUUCCUGGCCAGUGACCUGGAUGGGCCAGCUGACUAAGGAAGUUCUCAGUGAUGACUGCAUCUCCCUCACUUUGAGAAGAACAGUGUAGCACACACACACACACCCUACCAAGAAUUGGACGCCGGUGACCUAUCUGGAUGAUGACCUCAAGGGCUGGAGGGAAAAGAGAGUUUCUGGGCAGGAGGAGGACGAGGGCCAGACUUGGGCUGGUAGACGCGCUUCUGGCACUGGGCCAGCCGAAGCUGCCACACCUGCCCUCGUGUGGGAAGCAGAGCAACCUCUGAUCUUGGAGCUCACCUGCUCUGAUGGGUCACCACAUUCCCAGCCACACCCGGGUAUACUCCCAGCUCAGCUGGGCUGGUGACCCUCUCCAUAAACAGAGCAAUGGCUUGGGGGACUUUGACCACUCCUCCCGAGGCUCUGUAGAGCACUGAGCAGGGCAAAGAGACACCUAGGUCUCGGCAGCCACCUCCUCCACUCCUAGGCUCCCCCUGGGAGUGAUCUCUACAGCAGGGGGGGGGGCUUCUUAAUUUAAGCCUCCAAGCGUUCUUUCUCCCACUCACCAGGCCCAGCGGGCUUCGGAUGUAAGGAAAGUGUGGGACAAGUGUGAGGCUCCCCUGGGGCCUUACGGGGGGCUGGUGGCUUCGGAGGAACGGGACCCAGGCUCCAGCCUGGGAAUGGCAGGGACCCAGGAGGCCGCAGCUGGUGCAGGAGCUCGAACCAACCUCGCCUGCUUGCCUGACUGAACCACUCCCUCCCCGAACCCAGGCAGUUGGGCUCCCAGAAACAACUUGUUGAGAAGUUAUUUCUCCCAAACGGAAACCUGGAAGCCUAUGAUGACUCGGGGAAGGGCCAGGAGUAAGUGUAGCAGAGGAAGCAGGAGGAUUUGUGAACCACGGUCACCCAGAGUCCACGGGGAUUUGCUGAGCAUUUUAGCACUGUUGCUUCUCCCUCUGCCUGUGCUGGGGACCAGGACACUAAAAGCCAAGGAGACAGAAUGACCAGGGAAGGGAGGGUCACUUAGCUGCUCUGCCAUCCAUCUGUGGUGAAUCUGGGUACUGAUUUGGGUGGCAGGGGGUGGGGAAGAUAGAGCCAUCCUCAAUAAAAGAAAAUCAAUGUGAAGACAGCAGGGGGCUCCCAGCAAGUCUGUGCUGGGCCCAGACUGUGAUUCUGGCAGGCGGGGCUGGACGGGUGCAUCUGUGUAUACCUGAAGCACUCACACCAGUGGUGCUCAAUAAACUCGGUGGACUGAA